AUGAGAGUGGACGUCGACGACAGACUGGGAGAGUGCCGAGCUGUGGAAAAAUCGAUGGCAACGAUGGCGACUGAGGAAAGGGAGGAGGGCUCGCCGGCUGGCUGGAUGGCUGGCUGGCUAUGUGUAUGCGUGUGUGUAUGUGGACUCGCUGACAGGAAAGCGUGUGAAGAGAGUGUGUAUGUGUUUGGAAGUGUUAGAGGAGCUCGAGGCGAUCUCAUAUGCUGCUGA
Molecule: messenger RNA, 228 nt
Organism: Haemonchus placei
Lineage: Eukaryota; Metazoa; Nematoda; Chromadorea; Rhabditida; Trichostrongylidae
Source: the annotation of a GenBank genome assembly